Molecule: messenger RNA, 2206 nt
Organism: Boeremia exigua
Lineage: Eukaryota; Fungi; Ascomycota; Dothideomycetes; Pleosporales; Didymellaceae
Product: quinate permease
Exons: 6
Coding region: 209-1915 (568 amino acids)
Biological process (GO): transmembrane transport; carbohydrate transport
Cellular component (GO): membrane
Molecular function (GO): carbohydrate:proton symporter activity
Source: RefSeq, a predicted model, not a curated record
CGGCGCUUAUGUUUACGCGGCGACGUGGUGACUCUCGUUGCCGGGAUGCUGGCUAAUAUCCUGUAGGGCCGCAGCAUCGUAGGAGCGCAGCUUGAACAUACAAAGAGCUGGGGUAAGCUCCAAAUCUCCGCAUGUUUAGAGUACACCACUUGAGUUGGACAUAUAUCAUACUUUCAUCUACCAACCCUACUCUUUUCCACUUUGCAUCAUGGGUGGUGGAGGCGCCGCUCCCGGUGGCUUUGAUGCUGCGCUCGAGAGACGUCGGGCUCUAAUGGGAAAGAGUGGUCCUGGAGCUCUGAUCAAAAACUUCAAGGUUUUCCGCAUUGCCUUAUUCGCUUGCUUAGGAGGAGUCCUCUAUGGAUACAAUCAAGGCAUGUUCAGUGGUAUUCUGGCUAUGCCCUCGUUUGGCAAGCAAACCGACGGAUAUACGGAUAAUCCCACACAGAAGGGCUGGCUCACUGCUAUUCUUGAGCUCGGUGCCUGGUUCGGAGCUGUUAUGUCUGGGUUCCUUGCUGAGACUCUGUCUCGAAAGUACGGUAUCCUGGCCGCUACUGGUAUUUUCAUCAUAGGUGUUGUUGUCCAGGUCACAGCGAUCGCUGGUGGACACAACGAGAUUCUUGCAGGCCGGUUCAUCACGGGUAUUGGUGUUGGUACUUUGUCGUGUAUUGUACCCAUGUACAAUUCCGAGUGUGCUCCUCCUGAGAUCCGUGGUGCUCUCGUAGCCGGCCAGCAACUCGCUAUCACCUUCGGCAUCAUGGUCUCUUUCUGGAUCAAUUAUGGGACCAACUACAUUGGGGGAACCACACUGGAGACCCAAUCUAAUGCUGCAUGGCUUGUUCCCAUCUGCAUCCAGCUUGUACCUGCUGCAGUACUCUUCUUCGGCAUGAUAUGGAUGCCGUUCUCGCCCAGAUGGCUUGUUCAUCAUGGCCGCGAGGGGGAAGCUCGUCGCACGCUCGCAAGCCUUCGUGAUCUCCCUGAGGACCACGAGCUGAUUGAACUUGAGUUUCUCGAGAUCAAGGCUCAGUCCAUGUUUGAAAAACGCAGUAUCGCUGAAAAGUUUCCCCAUCUUUCCAAGUUGACUGCUUGGAAUACCUUCAAGCUACAAUUCGUAGCCAUUGGCGCGCUUUUCAAGACUAAAGCCAUGUUCAAGCGCGUUAUCGUUGCUACCGUAACAAUGUUCUUCCAACAGUGGUCCGGAAUCAACGCAGUUCUCUACUACGCUCCAGCCAUUUUUGAGCAGCUAGGUCUGACGGGCAAUACCACCUCCUUGCUUGCGACUGGUGUUGUCGGAAUUGUCAUGUUUAUCGCUACCAUCCCCGCUGUGCUAUAUAUCGAUCGCGUGGGCCGCAAGCCUGUUCUUGCCAUCGGCGCCAUUGGCAUGGGCGUGUCCCACAUAAUUAUUGCCAUUAUCCUGGCAAAGAAUAUCGACAACUUCGAAAACGCCCAGGGUGCUGGCUGGGCUGCCGUCGUUAUGGUUUGGCUCUUCGUCGUACAUUUCGGCUAUUCUUGGGGCCCAUGUGCGUGGAUUCUCAUCGCUGAGAUCUGGCCUAUCAGCACACGCCCAUACGGCACUGCGCUGGGCGGCUCGAGCAACUGGAUGAAUAAUUUCAUUAUCGGACAAAUCACGCCAGAUCUUCUAGAACACAUCACAUACGGGACGUACAUUCUCUUUGGUAUGCUUACCUUUGUUGGAGCAGCGUUCAUCUGGUUUUUCGUGCCAGAAACGAAACGUUUGACACUCGAGGAGAUGGACAUCAUCUUUGGAAGCGAGGGCGCGGCACAAAAAGAUCAGGAGAGGAUGGCUGAGAUUAAUCAGGAAAUUGGACUUACGAGAAUCUUGGGUGGUGGAAGCUCACCGGAUCAUCAUAGGGAUGAGAUGGUCGUUGGUGACGAGAAGGGUGCGGUUGAUGUGUAGGGACCUGAAUGCGAGGCAUAGGACAUGUUGCUGGAGAACGGCAUUGACAGCUGCGAAGACGCUAGACUGGUUCAAACUCUUGAAUGCGCGAUCGCAUUGCUCAACAAGAACAUUCGGGUUUGUGGGAACUUAUCGUGUGGAUCACAAUUAAUCAUCUAUCUUUAGCGCGCUCCUUCACUAAUGACUUACUGCCGCUAAGUGGGGUGUGAGCAUUUGUAGUGACGGGCAUAGGCAAUGCCCCGUUUCAUGCUACCUGUUAAGAGUAUGACUUUAAUAUAAACAUUGUGAUGA